AUGGCCUCCCUCGAACCGGCCUCGAUGGAUCUGCCUAUCAUAGAUCUAGACCUCUUUCUUUCCCAGCCUAGGCAUACGGAAGUCGUGAUUGACGAAUGCAAGAAAGUUGCGGAUGCUCUGAUUGUCUACGGCGCUCUGCUUCUACGCGAUUCGCGCGUAUCAGAACAGGACAACAAUACUUUCCUCGACUUGUUAGAGGAUUAUUUUGCACAACCCGAAGACAUUCUCAAGAAGGAUGAGAGGCCCGAGCUCAGCUACCAAGUCGGCGCUACCCUUGAGCUUACGGAAAGACCGAAAUGUGCAGUGGAUACAAGUUGCCUACAUGUCAUCGAGCGAUUGGAGCCUUCGGAAAGGCCAUUGGAUAUCAGUGCCCACAAUCCGGAUCCAAAGUGUCGCUUCUUUUGGAAGAUGGGAGAUAUGCCACCAUAUCAGACGCAGUUUCCUGGUCUCAAUGCUUCCAAUGUCGUACCCCAGGCCGAACAUAUUAAGGAACGCUGGCCAUCGGUCAUGGAAAAGUGGGGGGUUUCUAUGAAGCGCGCAGUGGAAAAUCUAGCUGACAUGGCAUCCAUCGGACUUGGUCUACCUGCAGAGAUGUUCCGUGAAGCAGGGAGAUAUGGGCCUCAUAUUUUAGCUCCCACCGCUUCGGAUCUUGUGAAAUACGGAGAGAAAGAUACCAUUCUCGCUGGCUUUCACACCGACCUCAACUUUUUGACGAUCCACGGUCGCUCCAGAUAUCCCGGCUUACAUAUAUGGGCUCGAAACACUGGCAAACGUAUCCCGGUCAGGAUUCCAGAAGGAAACUACUUACUCGUUCAGGCCGGAAAACAAUUAGAGCACAUCAGCGGUGGUCUAAUCAAAGCGGGUUAUCAUGAAGUCGUUGUUAACGAUAGAACUCUUGCAGUCAUCGAGCAGCGAAAAAGAGAACAACCCUCACGACCACUGAUUCGAAUCUCGUCGACUUUCUUCUGGCAUCUAUCUUCUGAUUAUGAUCUAGAACCCAUUCCUGCGUUGGCGGAGCGCUCAAGAAUAAUCCGGGCAGCUCACAUCAAUCUGGGCCAGGAUGACGGAGGAGAUAUGAUUUACGAACCAAUGAAAGUUGGCCAGCAGGUUCAGAAUGAGCUCAAACAUAUAGCACUCAUGGCCUGA
Messenger RNA from Desarmillaria tabescens, 1146 nucleotides. RefSeq lists its product as uncharacterized. The coding region runs from base 1 to 1146 and encodes 381 amino acids. Gene Ontology annotation, molecular function: 2-oxoglutarate-dependent dioxygenase activity. NCBI's taxonomy places the organism in Eukaryota, Fungi, Basidiomycota, Agaricomycetes, Agaricales, Physalacriaceae. The transcript is spliced from 6 exons. The record is from RefSeq and is a predicted model, not a curated record.